Messenger RNA from Miscanthus lutarioriparius, 2544 nucleotides. NCBI's taxonomy places the organism in Eukaryota, Viridiplantae, Streptophyta, Magnoliopsida, Poales, Poaceae. The record is from the annotation of a GenBank genome assembly.
AUGCGGGCCCUGUUCGUGUGCGGCGACCGCGGGAAGAGGGUCGUCAGAUAUGGGCUGCAGAAGGAGGACGAGAAGGAGUGGAGGGAGGUGGGCACGGAUGUGAGCACGUACGAGCAGAAGCACAUGUGCGAUUGGCCGGCGAACAGCAUCGUCGCCUGGAGGGAUCCGGGAUUCGUCUUCGACGGCCUCAUGAAGGGAUUGGAGCCCGGAAGGAGCUAUUUUUACAAGGUUGGUAGUGACACUGGAGGAUGGAGUGAGAUAUACAGCUUUAUUUCACGUGAUAGUGAAGCCAGUGAGACCAACGCAUUUCUGUUUGGUGACAUGGGAACUUAUGUGCCUUAUAACACCUACAUUCGCACACAAGAUGAGAGCUUGUCCACUAUAAAGUGGAUCCUCCGUGAUAUUGAAGCCCUUGGGGAUAAACCUGCCUUCAUUUCACACAUUGGGGACAUCAGCUAUGCUAGAGGUUAUUCUUGGGUAUGGGGUCAUUUCUUCAGCCAGAUUGAGCCUAUUGUUGCCAAUACCCCAUACCAUGUCUGUAUAGGAAAUCAUGAGUACGAUUGGCCAUCACAACCUUGGAAACCAUGGUGGGCUACAUAUGGAAAGGACGGUGGGGGCGAAUGUGGGAUACCGUAUAGCGUCAAGUUCAGAAUGCCUGGCAAUUCUAUCCUGCCUACUGGUAAUGGUGGCCCAGACACCAGGAAUCUUUAUUACUCCUUUGAUUCAGGUGUGGUGCAUUUCGUCUACAUGCCAACCGAAACAAAUUUUGUUGAGGGCAGUGAUCAGUACAACUUCUUGAAAGCGGACCUUGAGAAGGUGAACCGAAGCAGAACACCAUUUGUUGUUUUUCAGGGCCACCGCCCCAUGUACACCUCAAGUGAUGAAACCAGGGACGCAGCCUUGAAACAGCAGAUGCUCCAGCAUUUGGAACCGCUGCUGGUAACAUACAACGUGACCCUUGCACUAUGGGGACAUGUCCACAGGUAUGAGAGGUUCUGCCCGAUGAAGAACUUCCAAUGUGUCAACACUUCAUCAAGCUUCCAAUACUCUGGUGCUCCUGUGCAUCUUGUGAUUGGGAUGGGCGCGCAAGACUGGCAACCCAUAUGGCAACCGAGGCCUGAUCACCCAGACGUCCCCAUCUUUCCACAGCCUGAGAGGUCCAUGUACCGUGGCGUGGGAGCAGAGACGCCAUCCGUGACCAAAACUUGCAACCAGCCAAUAUCUGAGGAGCAGGAGCAGUGUGCCUGCAUGUCCAUCGGCGGCGAGAUGGUGUCGGUGUCAUCCAAGAAGGUGUGCGUGGUCGGCGCCGGCGUCUCGGGGCUGGCUUCUGCCCGCGAGCUGCUCCGCGAGGGCCACGACGUGACGGUCAUGGAGCAGAGCAGCGGCGUCGGCGGGCAGUGGCUGUACGACCCGAGCACCGACGGCGGCGACCCCCUCGACGCGGCCGGCGCGCACAGCAGCAUGUACGCCUCCGUCCGGCUCAUCAGCCCGAGGGAGCUCACGUGCUUUCCGACUUCCCCUUCUUCCCGACGGCACCGGCGACGCCCGGCGGUACCCGGGGCACGCGGCGUUCCUGAGCUGCUAGGCAUGGACAAGUGGAGCAGGAGGCAGCUGCACUCCCACUGGUACCGAGUCCCGGACUCCUUCCACGGCGAGGUGGUGGUGGUCGUGGGCUUCCAUGAGAGCGGCAAGGACAUCGCGCUGGAGCUCGCCAGGGUGGCGAUGGAGGUGCACGUCAGCGUCAAGUCCAUGGAGGGCGUCGCUCCCGGCGUGUCCAAGGCUGUGUCAAGGCACCACAACCUGCACCUGCACCUCCAGGUGGAGUGCUUGUGCGACGAUGGGCAGGUAAUGUUCGCCGACGGCUCGUGUGUCGUCGCCGACUCCAUCAUCUACUGCACUGGGUACGAAUUGUCGUUCCCGUUCCUGGACACGGGCGGGCUGGUCACCGUCAACGACGACCGCGUCGGCCCGCUAUUCGAGCACACCUUCCCGCCGGCGCUGGCGCCGUCGCUCUCCUUCGUGGGGUUGCCCAGGCUGGUGCUGGUGCCGCUGUUCUACGAGGUGCAGGCGAGGUGGGUGGCGCAGGUGCUGUCCGGCCGGAGGCAGCUGUCGUCGUCGGAGGAGAUGAUGCGCUCCGCCAAGGAGUACCACCACGCCAGGGAGAAGGCCGGCGUGCCCAGGCGCCUCUCGCAUGCCAUAUUCUUCGACUUCGAGUACUGCGACGAGUUCGGGGAGAAGCACUGCGGCUUCCCGCGGAUGCCGGAGUGGAAGAGGGACCUCCUGUGGUCGGCUGUCGCACGCAUGAGGGACGACGACAUGGAGACCUACCGUGACAGCUACCACGACGACAGCGACCUAGUCCUGGAGGGCCUGCGCUCGGAGGGCUGGCUGCCUUGGACACCACAAGAGGAGGUCGGCCAAGAUGAAGACGACGGCGUACCAGAGCUAGCCACAACCACCGACACGGGCACACGGCGACACAGACUUGCUGCAUGCACUAUUCGAUCUAGUCGUGACGUUUUGGGAAACAAGUACAGAUCAUAG